Molecule: messenger RNA, 3651 nt
Organism: Pararge aegeria (speckled wood butterfly)
Lineage: Eukaryota; Metazoa; Arthropoda; Insecta; Lepidoptera; Nymphalidae
Product: dystrophin-like
Exons: 11
Coding region: 147-2069 (640 amino acids)
Biological process (GO): synaptic signaling
Cellular component (GO): plasma membrane
Source: RefSeq, a predicted model, not a curated record
UUAGUUUGUAUUUUUGGUGUACGGCGGUUAUUUUUUUUUAAACUUGCUGACUUGUCGAAUGUCCUUCCUUUCUAGUUUCUUCUUAAAAUUUCAAUUCCUUAUUUAGAAAUCCUGAAAGAAACAUGCGAGUGUAUUUAUAGAUCGAAAUGGAAUUAAUAAAAUGGAAAAAAGUCGAAAAUGAAGAGGGCUACCCAUGUUAUAUUGAUGAAACAAACGGUAAACAAUACUUUGACCAUCCUCGGUUUAGCAAGAUAUUGAAAACUUUGGAAGAAUUUAAUGACAUGAAAUAUAGUGCUUACAGAAUUGCAUUUAAAUUGUUUGCCUUACAAAAGAGUUUAAAAGUGCCACCACUACGUAUAAGUUCAGGUGUAUUCGCACGCCAUCAGCUAAGUCUCUCAGAGAGUAGCCUGUCUCUAGAUACUGCUGAGUUAGAAGCUGUGCUUGCUGACAUUUACUUUGCCGCUGAGAAGGAGGGAUUGUUUAUUGGGGAUGUUGAUUUGGCAGUGGAUCUUUUGAUCAACUUGCUGCUUAAUGUGUAUGAUGGAGAAAGAAAAACAACCAUAAGGGUCUUAGCAGCAAAGACCAUCCUGAUAUUGUUAAGUGAAGAAUCAAUAGCAGAGAAAUGGCAGGCUCUCGCUAACUGCUGUGCAGAUCACAAUGGCUGUGUGUCACCUAGGAGGCUGGCAGCGUUACUAGUGCAUGUCACAGCCUUACCCAACUAUUUAGGUUGUCAGUGCGACCAUUUGCAAAAUGAUGUUGAUUCCUGUUUCGCAAAGAGUGCUGGCAUGCUCGGCGUGUCAGCACAAGAAGUAGCGGAAUGGGGUGCACACCAUUGUUCCAGCACUCGUUGGCUGAGUGUAGUACAGCGUAUAUUUGACAGUAGGAGCAGUGCAAACGCUAGCGCUGGCUGCAGUGCGUGUGGACAACCCCUAAUCCAGGUGCUGAAAUUCAAAUGUGCGAAAUGUAACAGUGUAUACUUCUGCGAAAAGUGUUAUUUAUAUGGCAAGGAUGCGUCUUGUAUACCCAAUCAUAAGAAAACGCAUUUAGUUCAAGAAGUAAUGGAUGGGGAGAUAAAACCCACCGAAUGCCUCAGCUUCAUGAAGGGAAUGAAAAGGUUUUUCUUUUGCACAAAGACAAGAAAGAAAAAAACCAGUAAGAAAGAAAGAAAAAAUAAACAGACAAAACAAAGCACAGUAAAAAGGAAAGAAAAGCCGGUUAUAUUCACGUCUACCGUGGGCAAAGCUUCGGGUAAUAAGGCCAAUAAUCCAGCUAUGACUCUUCAAGAUAUCAUUACUAAUAUGGAAAAUGACACAAAGGCUCUUAAAGAUCUUAUGGAUCAGCUUGAAACAAUGGCCAAAGCCGGGGACGACCAGGUGAAAGGAAAAGCUGAGGUAUAUUAUAAUCAGAUAUCAGCACAAAUCGCGAGGCUCAAGACAUUAAAAGACAAUUUCUUAAACCCAAACUAUUUUACAACUGACACAAGUACUGACAAAUUAGAACGACCUCAGGCAUUCGAUCUCUUCAGUCCAAUACUAGUGGAGGAUAAACAAUCUAAGGUCACAGAGAACACAAAAAGUCAGCCGAGGGUACUUAGCCUGGACUCCGGAAACUUCUCGGUGACUGAUAAACCAGACAGUCAAAAUUUAUUGACAAUGUCCGGAGAUGCUCUCAAGCCAGUGGUAGUUCAUGCUACGUCGGACAGCAUUUCCACUGUUUCUAUGAAUGACAUGAGCAAUUGGUAUAAUGAAUCCGCAGCACACAAACGUGAAACAACAGCCAAGUCCAAACUGGAAAGCAAUCACAGUAUAGCGGUCACUGAGCAGCGAUUCGCAGCAGACAUUCGCUCCGUAGAGAACAGUAACGACAAGAUGAGAGAACUAAACGCAGACCUGGACACAGUGCUGGACAGAUUGCAGCAGAUACUCACUAAUAAUUUUGCUAUGGACGACUCGUGUUUCGACAACACACAACUGCGGGAGACGGCGAACGAAAUGGAAGGUCUAUUGGGAACCCUUAUACGCGGCGUGGAACAACGAGCCACGCUCAACGCUGGCAACGGACUCGUAUAGUGGGAGGUCUAGGUUCGAUCCACGUCAGGGGCAAUUUGGGAAUUUAUAAUUUCUGAUAUUUCUCUGGUCCGUUCAGGUGGGACGCUUCGGCCGUGGUUAGUUACCAACCAACAAAGACGUGCCGAUAAGCGAUUCAGCGUUCCGGUACGAUGUCGCGUGGAAACCGAUCAAUAACUUACAUACCCUCUUACAGGUUAGGCCGUCACAGUCUUAGACUGCAUUACUUACCACCAGGUGAGAUUGCAGUCAAGGACUAAUUGGACGUGGAAUUAAAAAAAAAAUACUGUAACGUCACAAGUGCGGCCAUGACACCCGGCGAGCUGGAAUGCGAUUUUCGAUGAAAAUAAUUUUUUGCAAUUUAUAUUUACAAAACCUUUAAUUUUUGCCACGCGAACGAGUUUAUGACUAAGAGCCCUGGAUGGGUUUUAAACUGAUCUGUGGGAUUAUAAAUAUCAUAUUAAUUGUUUGUCUGUCCCGUAACCGUUUAUAGCCUACUGAUACAGGUCAGAGCUUCGGGCUCCCUUUUGGGGGAAACGAAUUCAAUCCCCGAUACUAAAUAAAAUAUCACUUGCUUUAGCGGUGAAGGAACACAUUGUGAGGAAACCUGUACGCCUGAGAUUUCUCCAUAACGUGCCAAUAGGCGUGUGAAGUCUACCAAUCCACACUUGGCCAGCGUGAUAGACUACGGCCUAAAUGCUUCUCAACCUUGAGAGGAUACCCGUGCUCUGUAGUGGACCGGUAAUGGGUCGAUAAUGAAAUCCGUCCCACUUUAUUCGGUGCUCAAGUAUCAUAAGACUUUAUGUUUAAGGAUCUGAUUAGUUAUUAAGCAAAAACAAAAACUUUAAAAAAAUAACAUGCCAUAUAUUUUAUAAAAAAUUUACAAUAAUAUAAUGUCGUGAAUAAUAAAAUAAAAAUUGUAGUAUAAAUUACGUAUCUCUUAAAUUGCAAUGUUAAAAUUAUUAUUUCAAUGUAAAUCCUAAUGUAACAAUAUCGUAUGGGUUAAGCGUAAGUGAACUUAUUUAUCUGAUUUGAAUGAAUAAUUAAACAAAAUCGCAUUGUUCUAACGCCAUUUUGUUUUAUUAUUAUAUGUUUAAUUUACAAUAAACAGUAAAUUUAUGAAUUCCAAAUUAAAUGACUUCAUAAAAUAGGGUACUAUUGAUUGCUGUGCAAUGGUUUUAUCUACUUCAAAUUGUUGACAAAUAUUUUUACAUAAAAUAUGAAAUGAAUGGUACUUUCUUCUGUUACUCUGUCUACUUAUUUGUUUCCUUUUUCAAAUCCUAACAAAGCCGUUCAUUGUUAUUUUUAUCUUGUUAAUUGAAGGUAAAAAAUAAUAUCAUUAUUGCGUAUUACAUAUUUAGUGAAUGUACCGUAAUAUAAUGAGCUCAAAUGUUUUCCCAUACCAGUAAGUUGAUAAUUAAUGUAUGUAUUAAAAAUUACGUAAAAUGCAAUCAGAUUGCAUUAGCACAACCUAGAGUACUUAAAAAUAAAAUUAUCAAUAAAAUUUUUAAACAUUUACAAAAAAAUAUGUAUAAAAUGUGUAUUAUUAUUAAUUAAUUACUCAAUAAAUGAUUAAUUAUCUUAA